AUGGCUUAUGUUGUUAGGGAAGGGGGCAAGAAGAUGGUGUUGUCGUCUGCCGCCAAAAAAUGGAAGGAUUUUAAGUCUACCUUAACUAGGCAGUUUAUCCUUCCAUUUGCAAAUGAGAAGGAGAAGUUAAAAAAGCCCCCUCAGCUCUUCAAGGUUAUCCCCAGAUUUUUGAGGCCGUGCAUUCUGAGCAGUCACAGAGAAGGGAGAAAUGCGAGUGCAACCAUAGGUUGUCUCGAAAAGGGUACGUUGGUUUGGAGUAUGAAUUGGAAGAAACCAUGCCCGGUGAAGAAAUCGAUUGAUCUCUGCUAUGGAAGAAGGCAAGAGAAGAUAAACAAGGAAACAUCCCUGAUCCAAAGGUUGCAGAGAAGGCAAAAUUAA
This is a messenger RNA of Prunus armeniaca (apricot), 378 nucleotides long. NCBI's taxonomy places the organism in Eukaryota, Viridiplantae, Streptophyta, Magnoliopsida, Rosales, Rosaceae. The record is from the annotation of a GenBank genome assembly.